AUGCUCGCAGAGCAAGUGCUGGAUGAUCUCACAACCCCAUUCCUCGGGCUUACAUCUGCAGUUCCCCUUGUACGGUGUACGGUAGCAGGGACAAAGUUGCCAUCUACAACCUUUCUCGGUGCCACCGAGUCCAAUGACGCACAAGGACAGACAACCCUAUUAUCCACGAAUCAGCCAACAAGCGGCCUAUCCACGAUACCAAAGUCCGUCGCAGACUUCCUUUUCGAGAACUAUAUGACAAGAGUGGUCGCGCAAUGUCCGCUAUUCUAUUCCGCCGACCUAGUGGCUUAUUUUGAUUCCGUUUUCCGUGACCCCCUUCGGAUUCUCGAAACAAAUACCUCGGAUAAUCCACGCGCUACCUUCGUCAUCGGUCUUAUCAUGGCAAUCUCCCUUACGACCUCAGCACGAACUCAACAAGUCUGGGCAAAUUCGAUUGCGACCGGUCUCGUGAAGGAGGCAAUGCAGUACAUACAGGCUGUUUGUACGAAUGAUAUAUACGGAUUACAAGCUCUGCUGCUACUGCUUCAAUAUGCGAAUCUUGAUCCCACCGCGGCGAAUGUUUGGCUCCUAUCGGGCUUUACAACACAAGCAUGUAUCGAUUUGGGUUUACAUAUCGAAACUCCCAUGACUCAAAGAAUGGAUCCCCUAGCAAAGGACAUCCGGCGAAGGGUGUUUUGGUGCGCAUACGAAAUGGAGAUAGCAACAUCCGCGGCACUUCUGAGACCUUCCACCUUCUUUGGCCUCGCGAUAAAUGUCCCAUUUCCUGCAGAGGUGGACGAUGAACUCAUAUCACAAUCCGGUAUUGACAUGAGCGGCUACCCGACAAAAUUUGCAUCCCGACGGAUCUGGCAGUUUCGUCAAAUUGAGGCUGAAAUUCUUUUGGUACAAUUUCACAACGGGGCACUACCAUCCCCGUAUCUCACACUUGACGAGUGGAUGAACGGGAUAAAGCAACGAAUCGACAAUUGGAAGCAGGAAAUUCUUUGGACAGCUUCUCUCAACGCCGAUACAACCAAAACGUCCCAAUGGGAAGAGAUGUGUUUAUAUGCCGAUAUUGCCCGAGACGUCAUAAUCGUGACAUUGUUUCGCCCAAGUCCCAGAGUCAACGAACCAAGCUGCGACAAUCUCAUGAAGGCUUUUCUAGCGUGUAUUGGGGUCGCCGAUGGUUACUGGAAACAAUCAAAUCUCAGUUUUGGUAACAGCAAAUUCGUUUUUCACCCUUGCUACCACACAUUCUCCGCCGGUAUGCUAUUCUUGAGAACACUACAACGAUGCAAGGAUGUUAUAUCUGCCACGUAUAGUUUGAAUGAGGUUGAGAAUUUUAUUUCCUGCUUUUCCCGACUUUUCACGACAAUCGCUGAGCGGUGGCCGGCUGCCUCGCGGUGUCUUGAGGAGUUUGAACGAUUGAUGGUUCCGGUCAAGAGGGAAUAUGUCGACUAUACAGUGCAGAAGGCGAGGAAUGCCCCUCAAGGCCCGUCUUAUCACCACAUCUCAACAUUUGGAGACGAGGGAGAAGAUUUGACAAUGGACUCUUCGGCAUGGCAGUUGGACAAUACUAACUUCGCGCCUCUUUUGACUGCAGGAAUAUGGGACCAUGAAAGUCCCGAGCUGGCGCUCUCGUUUCCUCUGGAUUGGAAUGCAGAAUUUGAUUUCGGAAUGAAUUGA
Messenger RNA from Penicillium waksmanii, 1665 nucleotides. RefSeq names its product fungal specific transcription factor domain-containing protein. Gene Ontology annotation, biological process: positive regulation of transcription by RNA polymerase II; DNA-templated transcription. Gene Ontology annotation, molecular function: zinc ion binding; sequence-specific DNA binding; DNA-binding transcription factor activity, RNA polymerase II-specific. The record is from RefSeq and is a predicted model, not a curated record. The transcript has a single exon. NCBI's taxonomy places the organism in Eukaryota, Fungi, Ascomycota, Eurotiomycetes, Eurotiales, Aspergillaceae. The coding region runs from base 1 to 1665 and encodes 554 amino acids.